UUGAUUUAUAUUAUCAAUGCGCGAUCAUCUAAAAAGGUCUAGGGUGACCAUGAAAAAGCAUAUUCCUCAAAUGAAUGGGAUUAGUUGUUGGUGAAUCCGAGAAGUGAUGGCUUUGUCGAUUGAUCUUUUGAGUUGAAUUGUGGAACACACUACAUACGUUGUCUCCGAGGGUUUCUUCGCGUCGUGUGUGCUGUGCAACGGUUUUAAUUGAGUAAUAACCCGCAGCAAAUUGAAUAAAUCUACCAUGGAAAUCGUGCCUUGAAGGAGUUGCAGAAAUACAAACGGAGACCUGUUACACGGUUACACAGUCAGAAGAAAUUUAAAGGUCAACUCAACUCUAACGUUCAAUUGGUUUAGUGACUUAUUGUUGAUCUGUGAUGAAUCUCUAAGGUAACUUAGUUACAGUGUCGGAAAGACACCCGAUAGGCUAGGAAGAAAGGUUUCAAUGCUGUAAUACGUACCUAUAUGUGGAUGCAGUUUAGUAUUAGGCCUGUAACUUAACAUUGUGACUGAUAAAAUACCAAGAAUUAAAGCUUAUGAAGAUAACGCGCGGUGAUCGUUUGAAGAAUCUACCAGAGUUAAGCAACAAGUUCUUAGCGGAAACGAAGAUAACGAAAGAAAGUGAAAGACGGAAACAACCAUACUGGAAUCGCUGAACCCGUGAAGUUCAGUGAUGGAAACCCGUAAUUGUAGCGACUAGGAAAAAAAGAACUCCUACCCUUUGUGUUGCAUAAAUCGAUAAUUGAACUCAGUGGCGUUGCGGAAGUAUAAUAAUUGCAGGAUUGAGAAGAAAGUGAUAGUUGGAGAAGUGACGAAUGAAGAAAUAAUCAAAGAAUCAUCGACAGCUGAGUAAUCUUCGAUUGGUGGUGCAGUGGCAGCGCACCCGUUUCGUAAAAUUCGGAUAAAUUUUGGAUAAGCGUAAAAACACAUGUAAUGAUGGGUGCCCUAGGGCUCCGGUUUUGGUGGUCAUGCCACCAGAUAUUGGUGCUAGCUCUGAUAAUGGAACCGGUGGUCUGCAAUCAUGCUCAACAGCACAAUGCGUCAAACUCAAAAGACUGCUCGACCUUGAAUCCAGCGUGUAUCCGGUGCAACGAACGCGGCUGCGUCAAGUGCUCCGAAUUGCUGCGGAUCGAUACUCGUGAAUGUCUAGAUGAUUGUCCCAGUGGUUACGUGGGACAGUGGUCGACAUCGUCGGAAUUCAUGGGCCGCGUAUGCUAUCCGGUGGGAUUGUCUGGAUCCUUCAUGGCUACCGUGGUUGGCAUAGCUGUUGGGGCCGUGGUUUGUCUGGUGCUCAUAGUUGGAGCCAUGGCCGUAAUAAGACGGAAGCAGAAGCGCAAAAAGUACCGCGAAACCUUCAUCGAUGACAAUAUUGACCGGUUGGAAUUCUACAAACAGCUAGAUGAGCUGAGACCUCAAGCGGAGUAUUUUUUGCAGAUGUUAAACGACACUAGGCGGCAAAUCAGAAAGCUUCAUCUAGCGGGUGACAGCUCAGGGGCUGCCACCUAUCAUCCGGUAGUCCGGGACCUAGCUAAAAUCCUAAUACUGCUCAACAAACCGGUCGAGCUCAUCAGUUGUCCUCCUCACGAUUGGCAACGUUUGUACGUGUGGGCAGAAAAAGUCCUCGAUCGCUAUAAACCCGAACUGACCCAGUUGAUCGAGUUCCUCCAGCAGCCAUCGAUACCGCCAUCGACCUCGGAUCCCCGACUCGGGACCAGUGAACAUUCCACCUUCAAGGCCAAGUUCAGCACCAUGCUGUGUGAUGAUCAUUCGCCUACGCUCAGUGCCAAAAACCAGCGCAACUUGCUGCAACCGGAAUCGGCAAGUCUCGGAGGCCAUCAGGAGCCGCAGAACCAGCAGAAUCAUUUUCUGGGUUCUCUGAUCAGUCUACACGAAUUUGAUGAGCGAUCGAGUUCAUCGCACCACGAUACCAGUGGCAAUAGCAGUAAUCCCUUCGGGGAUACCUUCGAUCACGUCCGGUCGUACCUUUCGACGUCGGGGAUCAACGAUAGUUCCCUCUGGUUGCAGGACGAAUUUUUCAAACUCGGGUUUCGACCGCAGGACGAAAUUACCACCGAGCUCUGAAUGACGAAUCGUGUUCCCCGGGUUGGGACGAUCUAUACAUAGUCUUUACGUUUUGAUGUACCUAUUGUAAAUAGACAAGUAUUGACUUCAGCGUACGAUAUAAUAUAUCCCCGUUGCAAAUGAUUCAAUCACACGAAACUAGUCAAAGUAAAAAAUACAUAGUUGUAAUGUGUUUUGUUCAGUAUAUUGAGCUUCCCAGUUUAUUUUUGGUGGUUAGUGAAGCAAUUGUAUCAUACCAGUAAAGUAUGCCGGAAAAUUGCGGACGCUUUGUAAAAUAUUCCAAACCACCUAGUGAGAAACAGUAGUUUAUACCAUUUAUUUUACGAUAGUAAUAAUCUAUUUAACGGACAAUUUUCUUGAUGAUAAGAGUCUAAAACGAACCUUACCUUCCAUAAGUGCAAAUCUGUACCGAAACAGACAACUAUAAGACAUCGAAUCAAUAAAU
Messenger RNA from Uranotaenia lowii, 2527 nucleotides. RefSeq lists its product as uncharacterized. NCBI's taxonomy places the organism in Eukaryota, Metazoa, Arthropoda, Insecta, Diptera, Culicidae. The transcript has 3 exons. Bases 934 to 2082 code for a protein of 382 amino acids. The record is from RefSeq and is a predicted model, not a curated record.